This is a messenger RNA of Entrophospora candida, 597 nucleotides long. Lineage: Eukaryota; Fungi; Glomeromycota; Glomeromycetes; Entrophosporales; Entrophosporaceae. The record is from the annotation of a GenBank genome assembly.
AUGCAUAGACCUUUUUUAAAAAGUUAUAAUUCUAAUUAUAGUUCUACUCAAGGAGAGAAAAAAUCAACCGAUUUGGUUAUUGUAAAAGUUGCAAUCAACCAAAUACACAUUGCGAUUGGUGCCAACCUUGUAAUUCGUCAAGAUUUAAGAAGGAUUUUGAUAAAUGGUCAAGUGGAAUUACAAAAAUGGUAUUGGGAUAUAAAGGAUGGUGUUGAGAACGAAGUUUCUCUUCAGUUCAAGUCUGCCGAUGAAAGAAAUGUUCAAAGAUCAAUAUCGUCAUCUACUUAUAGACCUAUUACAGAAUCACAUCCUUUAGCCAUUUACACAAGUCGAUUGCUAAGUUUUCCUAAUUUAUCUAGACCAGUAAGACUUCCAUCCAGCAGAAGUAAUUCAAAUAAAGCUUAUAAAACUGAAAAAAUAGAUUAUGUUACACGUGCGUUUGAAGAAGAGCUUGUAUAUGAACCUGAAAGUAAUUUAAGUACAAGACGAAUAGAUCUAGAAGAGAUAUCAGAAGAGAUAUUAUCUGAAGUGACUUUUGAACCAGAAAUAAUUGAAGAAGAGUAUGUUACAAGACAAUAUGAUAUUGACCUUGUUUGA